This is a messenger RNA of Dreissena polymorpha, 7928 nucleotides long. Its product is annotated as tumor protein 63-like. The record is from RefSeq and is a predicted model, not a curated record. Gene Ontology annotation, cellular component: nucleus. NCBI's taxonomy places the organism in Eukaryota, Metazoa, Mollusca, Bivalvia, Myida, Dreissenidae. Bases 785 to 2803 code for a protein of 672 amino acids. Gene Ontology annotation, biological process: protein tetramerization; apoptotic process; regulation of transcription by RNA polymerase II. Gene Ontology annotation, molecular function: DNA-binding transcription factor activity, RNA polymerase II-specific; protein binding; RNA polymerase II cis-regulatory region sequence-specific DNA binding. The transcript is spliced from 15 exons.
GCAUUCAAAAACAUGCUCUUACUGAUAACAGGUGUAAUGCUGGAUUUCAUAAAAAUCAAUUUGAAACAAAAUGAACAAAUAAAAGAUACAUUCUGCUGAAGUGCAACUGUUUAAAAUGGACCAAACAAUUAGACUGCAACAACAAUUAAAGGAGUUAUUGUGAAAUGUGUAAAUACGUUAAUUCAAACUAUGCAGGAAAUCAGAAGAUUUGCAUGGAAAAUUGGAGCAGAGGACAUGAGUUUUGGAUCUGAUUGCAAACUGUGACUUUACCACCAGCAUUGUGUUCCUUAGCAACAGUUUAAAGACAAAGUUUUACCAUAGCAUCCAAAAGUGCAAUAUACUAAGAGGUUUACUUUAAUAUAGUGGAGUCAAACUUAAUGAAUUUUAGUUUUCGUGUCUUAAUUUUUCUUUUUUUUUGUGUACAUCUUGUGACAAAAUACAACAACAAUUUAUUCACCAAUACAGUGUGCAAAUUAUGAAAUCAUGAUUCCAACUGAUUGUGUAAAAACGAUUAUAUGAAGACUUUAAUCAGCAAUUUACAUUCAAAAGCAUUUUUUGCAGUGUAAUAAUCGGACAAAUUUCACUGUGAAUAUUCCAUUAACCCAGGGUAUCAAUGUUUCUUUGCUGAGAGAAACGUUACAUCAUUUGACCAUUAUAAAUCUUAUCAUUUCUAUUAGAACCUGUUGCACAAAUUUCAUCCAUAUUAACAAAUCAGUGCCAAACAAAACUUCAAUCAAAACGCUUUUCAUCAAAUCAGCUGAAAUCAAGAAAUCUAAGAAACAAAAUGCCAGCCCAGCUGAACGAGGCAAUGUCCUCAUCAACGGAAACCAUUCCAGUGACAUCGCCUAUGCCCAUAUUCCGUCCACCCCUUCCGAAAACACUUCCAGUGCCGAGGAAUUUUGUCCGUCCUUUUAUUAGUAACCCUGCCUGCAGGUUUGGUAGCGUAAACACUGGGGCCUUCCACAAGAUGUCUCAGUUGCACCUCCAGACCAGUACACCACCAAACCAACCCAUGUCACAGGAGACCUUUGAUUACCUCUGGAAUACCCUUGAAGAGGUCACUGAUCAUGGCGACUACACCCACAUCAACGCAAGGGAGUUGUCCUAUACAUAUGAUGACAGCGAUGAAAGCACAACUAUGCAAGUGGAGAAGUUCAAAAUUUCACACCAAGAUGUCUCCGACUUGUUAAACCCAAUCAUAGGCACCACCUCCUCCUCAUCAAUGUCCCCUGACUCUCAGACAAACAUCAGCGGAUCCACUGCUUCCUCCCCUUAUCAUGAAAUGUCACUCACAAGUCCACCCCCAUACAGUCCUCAUACCAACAUGACAUCACCCAUACCCACUGUUCCAUCUAACACAAAUUACCCCGGAGAUUACGGCUUUGAAAUUUCCUUCGCCACACCAUCAAAAGAGACUAAAUCUACCACAUGGACGUAUUCGGAGACCCUGAAAAAGUUGUACGUGCGUAUGGCGACCACAUGUCCAGUGAGGUUCAAGACUGCCCGCCCAGCCCCUCAGGGCGCCUUCAUCAGAACAAUGCCGAUAUUUAUGAAGCCAGAGCAUGUUCAAGACCCUGUCAAACGGUGCCCCAAUCACGCCACGUCCAAAGAGUUCAAUGAGAAUCACCCUGCCCCCAAUCACCUGGUGCGCUGUGAGCACAAGCUGGCCAAGUACGUGGAGGACGUGUGCACCUGUCGCCAGUCGGUGAUCAUACCCCAGGAGACCCCCCAGGCGGGGUCAGAGUGGGUCACCAACCUCUUCCAGUUCAUGUGCCUUGGUUCGUGUGUGGGCGGGCCCAACAGGCGCCCCCUGCAGAUCAUCUUCACUCUCGAAAAAGACAACCAGGUUCUGGGACGUCGGUGCGUGGAAGUCCGUAUCUGUGCCUGCCCCGGUCGCGAUCGUAAAGCAGACGAGAAAGGCAUGUUGCCUGCUGUACCGGGAAUGAAGAAAAAUUUUCAGAAGAUCACCUUAGGUACAGAAAUGACCACCAUAUCUUCAGGCAAGAAAAGGAAGUUGGAUGACGACGAAACGUUCACUCUGACGGUGCGAGGCAAAGAGAACUAUGACAUGCUAUGUAAGAUCAGGGACAGCCUUGAACUAGCGGCUCAGGUUCCACAAAACCUGAUUCAAAACUAUAAGCAACGCCAAGUGGAGGUGCAAAGACAGGACUCUGCCGGCACCAUAUACUCCAGGGACUCUGCCGGCACCAGUUCUUCCCGCCAGGUUUCCAUAGCAACCACACAGUCUGCAAGUCGCACACUUUCCCAGACUCUUGCUGCUGAUGGGAAAACGCUCACUCUGCCAUUCAAUUCCAGUGAAGUUCAGGUGACAAGUUCUGAUGUGAGUCAUGAUGGUUCCAAUGGUGUGCCCCAGCCCGUCAAAGAAGAGACAGUGAUGCAUGAGGACAAUACCAUAGCAACAUGGUUGAAUGCAAUAGGCCUUGGUGCAUACAUUGACACUUUCCACGAACAGAACCUUUACAGUGUGCUACAGCUUGAUGAUUUCUCUUUGGAGGAUCUGGCCAAGAUGAAGAUAGGCAACGCUCACCGCAACAAGAUCUGGCAGAGCAUCUUGGAUCUGCGCAGCGGCGGCUUCACGGACGGCACCACCCAGGAGCAUCUGCUGGCCACGCAGAAUUCGACCGCGUCCACAAUCAGUGUCCAGAGCUCCAUCUCCCAAAACAGCACAUACAACCCCGGAUUCUACGAGGUCACACGCUACACGUUCAAGCAUACCAUCUCGUUAACGAAAGAGGACCGGCAUCCGACCGAACCAUCAAAAAGCCACAAGAAUGGAUGCUAGUGGAUGUAAUUUUAUAUGUUGGUUCUCUUGUGUUUUAGCUUUGCUCUCCGAAAACAGGGUUUAAUGCAUUUGGGUAAAGUGUUGUCCCCAAUUAAACUGGGCAGUUUGUCUAGGCUAAUCAGGGACUACACUUUCCACCUUUACUGGAUUUUUAUUUUAAGAGACGUCCUUUCAAUGGAACACAAUUAAAAGCGGAAAGGGUCUUCCCUGAUUUGCCUGUGCUGACUGCACAGGCUAAUCUAGGACAGUUCUUAAUGCACAUGCAUUAAGCCGUGUUUUUUCAGAACGUUGCUGACUUUUAUCCUGUUUAUUAUGUUUAAUUGUUAUUUGAUCUUUUUCUGUAAUACAAUUCUCUCACUAUGAAAGACAAGGACCCCUUAUUGAAUGUUUACCUAAAAUGUCACAUAAAAAGGAUGCUUAAAUGUUUUUAGUCUUUUUUUUUUUUAAACAUUUAUAUUAUGUUUUAUUGUUAUGACUGCGUUCUUCCUCCCUAAAAAUAGUUCAAUUGAAAGAAACAUAUGGUACAAACAACCUAGACAUUGAAGCAUAUCAAAGGUUUCAUAAAGAAAGAUGUUUAUAGGAGGUUUCGCACAGAUUGUCAGAACAAAAGCUGUUGGGCUACUAGUAUGGAUAGUCUUUACAUUUGAUAAAUAUGCAUUUGUUUUGUGUUAAUUCUCUGUUACAAAACCACUUGAAACGAAAUUCCAGGACCAACAUUUUAAGAACUUUUUUAGGCUGGAAUGCAUCGUGUUUGUCAGAGGUGUUCUUUUUCAAACUUUUCCAAAAAAUGUAACAAACGUCAUUGGACCAUUUGGACAUGUUCUGACAAUUUCUGCUAACAAAAAUUACUGAGAAAUGUAUGGUCAUGCUUUGGUUUGUCAUGUGUAUCUGUAUUUGAUAUAUUUUAGAUUUGCUUUUUUACUGUUAUGAUAUCAUGCUGUAAGCAUUUUAAUAAUGUUUUAUUGUGGUUUUAUAGUUGGUGUGCUUGUUAGUAAUGCAUGGACAGGCUUUUGUGUUACACAUGUCUGUAAAAGUUGAUUUUGCUACUUUCAUAUUUAUUGUUAUAUUAAGAUUUGGGAAAAUUCAUUGUACAAAAAUGUGACUGUUCUGAAUUGAUUGAAAGUUUUAAAGUGAUUAAGAUGUUUGUUUAAGGUUGAAUUGUUUGUUAGUCUUAUUUACUCUUGAACAAAUAUCUCAGCAGUGUAAGAUCUCCAUUAUAAUGUUUUGCACUAUAAUUUACGUGGGUAAUGUUUCACACAAAGAUUUGUGCAAUUAACAGCAUAAUUAUAUAACUGUAGUUUGGAUGUAAAUGGUGCAUACAUUAAUUGUUAAAGUUCAGCAGAAAAAAAUGCUUUUAAACCUAUCACAUCAAACUGAUAAAGUUUUUAGAGAAUUUUCCUCGUUAUGGUAUGUUAUGAGUCCAAUGUCAAAAGUAGAAUUUUUUGUUUCGGUAGUUAUUGUAUGCUUUUGUGAAUUUAGUGGACAAGUUUUGUAUUAUUGUGUUCAAAAGAAGUUUUUUUGUAUUUAUUGAAUGCUGUGUAUAUCAAUAUGCCAAUAUUUUGUUGUAAAAUGUAGAUUGUUUAUUUCUGAUUAAUGUGCUGAUAUGUCAGUGAAUGAGAGGAUUUUUCAUUGUACUUUCUGCAAGAUUGUAUUUCAAUGAAAAAUAUAAGAUUUAUUGCAAAAUAAAUUAUUAUGUUUCAAGGAAUAAAUAGAAAAUUAAGAUAAGAUAAAUGUUGAAGGAUGACCGUAAAAAUGUUUUUGCUUAUACAUGAAUGGUGCGUGUCUUUAUGACCAAGUUGUAAUUAAUUAGCAACUAAUGUUGAUAGUUGUUAUGUAUAGUAUUUGAUAACUGCUGUAGGUAAAGCCCCAGAGUUGUAUCUAAACAUCCCUAUACCAUAGGCACUUGGUUAAACAAAAAAUACUGUAGCAAUCAUCAUUGAUCUUGAUUGUGUUGUGAACAUUUUCCACAGUGUUGUAAUUGAGGUUUAUUUUACUUGAGCUUUGCAUUAUUAUGGUUUAGUAUAAGUUUAAAAUGGAAGACAGUAAAUAAUGCCAGGUAAAUUUCAAAUGAAUAGUGUACCGGUACUGUUUACAUGUUGAACCAUUUUGAAAAAAAAAAACAUGUAUUGUUAAUUGAAUGUGUAUUAUUUGGUUUUUAAAAAUUAAUUUUCUGAGUCUGUACUCAAAUGCUAUGGUGUAGUAGGCACUGUUCAGUUACAACAUUGGGAUUUACCAACCACAAUAAUUCCUUCCAUAACCUUUGUGUUCAGUGAAUGAAUGUCACAAUAUUGACCUAACAAAACUUAUGUGUUCAUACAUUGUUAACAAUUAUGCAAGUUUUAAUCAUCACUCAUACUAAAAUCAUUUUAGUUCUGACUAGACGUAGACAAUUCUUAGUGCUUUAUAUCCAUGUUUCAUAGAAGUCCAUCUUUACUUGCACUGACAUUUUUUUACCCAUAUUUGGGGUUCAAUGCCCUGAAAUGUAUUGUUUUUAUGGUUUUGAUUAUCAGAAUGUUUGACGAGUUCAUUUGAAGCAAAAAAUGUUUUUCAAAUGAAAAUCUGCUGUCACAUGUUCCCGCUAUCUAAAUACACUGCCAGAUUUAGUGAUUUGAAUAAAAUUUAUUUUUCAAUCUAGAUUAGUUUAUCAAUUUAAAUUUAAAUUUUGGAAAACUUCAGCAUUUUUUUUUCAUUUUUUGUUGCUUCAUUUCGAGAUCUGUUGGUAACUAGAUUUAAAGUCUUAUGUAAUGACUAAAACAGAGUUGACAUAUGUCUGUAGUUUGUAUUUACUGAAAAGACAUAAUGUGUCAGUAUUAUUAAAGGGAAAUUAAAAGAAAUAUACUAACAUUUUUUAUUGGAAACCUUAAGUUGCAUGAACAAUUUGUAGCCAGCUAUAAACUGAUCAAAUCAAUCAUAUCAUUGUAUCUGUCAUUAAUUAUAAAAUGCUCAGACAUUUUCUUGUUUUACCGCUCACUUAUGUCCAAGAUCAAGGUGGCCAUACGAUGUUUGUUGUCCUUAUUGAUGUGUUCAAAUCCAUUUUCUGUUCAUCAUUUUACUCAUCUAUGUAUUGAUUGUAGCCCAUUUACCACUAAUUUGUGUGGGUUUUUUUUAUGUCACAUUUCAUUUUGUUGUUUUUGUUCAUUUUAAAAGUGUCUCUUAACGAAGUAUGUAGUCUGUGUGGAACACGGUGCUGCCGGACACGUGUCCUUAUUUUGCAAACUAUUCUCAUUUACUCAAUAUGUCAAAGAAAGGCAUUUCUUUUGUAUUGACCCAGGAGCUUUAAAAAUUCCAAAUAAUAUUUUUUUAAAGAUCUCCAAACUAACUCUCAGUACUUGACAACAUUUUGAAAUGUUUAAAUCUCAAUGAGUUGUUAAAGAAAAAUUGCCAUUGUAAAUAUGAGAAAAAACAAAAGGUUGAUAGCACAAGUUAUACAUUUUCUUCUUCAAAGAAGAUUUGCAGGGGCUAUAGUGAUUCAACACCACAGAAGGUUGUUUUUACUUCCUCUCCGGAAGAUUGAAGUAAAUGCCAAAGUGUGACAAGUUUUCUUUGAUAUCAGUAUAUCUCCUACUCGUACUGAAAUGUCAUUUAAAGCUCAUUUCCAGUUCUAGAAAAAAUGUUUUGUUUUGUGCAUGAUCAAAGUGUUGGAACUUUGCUUGAAUAUGUUUAGAUCAUAGACCAUUAAGGAAAUGGAGUUUUAAAUUAUUCGUUCUAAGUGUAUGAAAUACAAUACUUCUGUUUUAUCAGGUCAAUUGAAAAAAACAUGCCUUAUUUAUGUUUUGUUAAUUUCCAAUGUAUACCGGUUAUUUUUAGAGGUGUGUUCCGUCCAGUUAUGGAUAAAGAAGAAUUUGAUUGUUAAACUUGUACAGCUAUACCUUGUUGACAUUUUGAGAAUUUAUGGAGUAAGAAACAUUUGAUUUGUUGUCAACUUCAAAUAUUUAUUUUAGAAACAGUGUUUGUGUUACAUUUAUUGGCAGAUCUAUUCAACAAUAUAGCAUUUUGAGGGUUUAAAAAUAUUUACAGUAAAUGUUUGAGAAGAAAUAUUUUUCUUUCUUUUGUUGACUUGUUAAAUAAUUGGGAAUACUUGUUUAUUGUAUUUGUUUUUAUUUUUACUAUUUGAUUGGUGAACUAAAUAGAGAAAAAAAUGUUAAUUUAACUUAACAACUAAGAUGUUAAUUUGGAUAUAAUGCCGAUUUAGUCACUGCCUUUCUAGGUCUUCAGACCUGGUAAUUAGUUUGAAUUCGACCAUAGUUCACACCACUUUCCCAUAAGUUCAAGUAUUUACCGGUACCCAGCGACCAUAGUUCACAUCACUUUUCCAUAAGUUCAAGUAUUUACCGGUACCCAGCGACCAUAGUUCACAUCACUUCCAUAAGUUCAAGUAUCUACCGUUACCCAGCACUCAGCUGAUUUGUGUGUUCAGUCAUUUCAUUAUCAAAAUCAAAAUGGGAAAACGGGACUUAAUGCUGUUUGCACAGGCUAAUCACGGACAUCACUUUCUGCCUCUAUUGAAAAACUAAUUUUAAAGGAAGUCUUUUCUAAAUGAAAAUUCAGUCUAAGUUAGAAGUGUUGUCCCUGAUAAACCUGUGCGGUCUGCUCAGCCUAAUUAGGGACAACAUUUUAGGCACAUGAAUUAAGCCCUGUUUUUCUCGAGCGUGGCACAAUGAAUUUUUGUUAACAUAAUGGGUAAUGGUGUGAGUGUAACAUCAUGAAAAAGACUUUCUAUCACCAUUGUGACAGUUAUCUCUGAAAAACAUUUUUAAAUUAUUUUUAAAAAAUCACUUUAUUGCUGUUAUUUAAAGUUGUCAUUCUAAGAUUUAAGAAAUAACGCAUUCUUUAUUCUUCGAAAUAGAUACAUCAAUCAGAUCAGGGUAUAAUUAUAAUUUUUAUUUGCCUCCUUGUUUUAAUUUAAAAAAUGCCUUUGUGAUAAUAUUGAAUUGCUUCUAUCCACGUUUGGAACAUAGAUAAAGAAUUUGUUAUUUGUGUUAAUGCCUUAUGUUCUAAAAAGAAUUGUGCACAAAAUGUUAUUGUUUGCAUUCCACUAUCAUUUGGCUUUUGCAGAACAUGAGAUACAGUGACAUUGUAUAUGUUUUUUAUUUUAUAUAAAAUAUUUAAACUGAUUUGCAGUAUU